Penicillium vulpinum is the source of this 1509-nucleotide messenger RNA. RefSeq names its product MFS transporter. Gene Ontology annotation, molecular function: transmembrane transporter activity. Bases 1 to 1509 code for a protein of 502 amino acids. The record is from RefSeq and is a predicted model, not a curated record. The transcript is spliced from 2 exons. Lineage: Eukaryota; Fungi; Ascomycota; Eurotiomycetes; Eurotiales; Aspergillaceae. Gene Ontology annotation, biological process: transmembrane transport.
AUGAGCAAUCAGAGGGCAAGCACUUCCGACGAGAGCUUCCAUGAAACCAAAGACCUCGAAGCAGCCAAAUCUACAACCCUAACUGAGCCCUCUCUCAAUGCCGAUGUUAAUAGAGACCCGGAUCUCAUCACAUGGAGCGGACCAGAUGAUCCAGAGAACCCAAAGAACUGGCCUAAGGGUUUAAAGUGGAAGAAUACAUGGGUCAUCUCCCUUUUCGUCUUCAUCUCACCAGUCUCGUCAUCCAUGAUUGCCCCCGCCAUGCAAGAUCUUGGCAAGUCCCUGAAAAUGCACUCCGAUCUUGAGGUAUACAUGUCCAUGGCCAUUUUCAUCCUCGCCUACUCCGUUGGCCCCAUCUUCUUCGGUCCAGCUUCAGAGCUGCACGGCCGUGUACGUCUGCUCCAGGUUAGCAACCUGUGGUACCUAGCCUGGAAUUUAGGAUGCGGUUUCGCCCAGACAAAGUCCCAACUCUUUGCUUUCCGCUUUCUUGCGGGCAUUGGCGGCAGUGCCCCGCUCGCAAUUGGAGGAGGUGCCAUUAGCGAUAUGUGGAGCGCCGAAGAACGUGGCAAGGCCAUGGGCGUCUACACCCUUGGACCGCUCCUCGGACCUGUCAUUGGACCCAUUGCCGGUGGCUUUAUUGCCCAGUACUCGACAUGGCGCUGGGUCUUCUGGGCAACCUCUGCCACUGCCGCUGUGGUCCAGGUUGCCGGGUUUAUCUGGAUGCGUGAGUGUCAUCCGGCUACAUUGCUGCGCAAGAGACGCGACAUUCUCAUCCAGGAGACGGGUAACAACAAUCUACAUACCGACGAGAAGGAACAAACGCUUGUCUAUAGGCUUCUGCAUGCCUUCGAGCGACCGGUACUUCUCUUUACAACGCAGCCUAUCAUCUUCUGCAUGGCCAUCUACAUGGCCUACCUCUUCGGCGUAACGUACCUCUUAUGUGCGACGUUCCCCGUCAUCUGGACAGAGGUCUACAACGAGAGUCCCAGCAUUGGCGGACUCAACUACAUCUCCAUUGCCAUUGGGUCAUUUGCUGGCCUCAUCUUCAACCUUAAGCUUGUCGACCGAAUCUAUAAAAUGCUUAAGGCGCGAAACAACGACAUCGGCAAGCCCGAGUACCGCAUGCCGUCGUUAGCAGUGGGCUCUGUCAUUAGCACUAUUGGUCUCUUUUGGUACGCUUGGAGUAUUGGGAAUACACACUGGAUCAUGCCCAACAUCGGGGUGCUGAUCUUCAGCGCCGGCACGAUCUCUUGUCUGCAGGGCAUGCAGACGUACAUCGUUGACAGCUACGAAACCUAUGCGGCUAGUGCUAUGGCGGCCUGCGCUAUCUUGCGCAGUUUGUGUGGCUUCGGAUUCCCGCUCUUCGCUCCGUAUAUGUAUUCUUCGCUCGGCUAUGGUUGGGGCACGAGUGUGUUGGCCUUCGUCACCAUGGCUAUUGGCUGGUCGGCACCUUUUGCGUUCUAUUUCUUUGGGCCCAAGCUCCGUGCCAUUUCCAGAUACGCCUCUGGUUGA